CUGCGCGCUACGCUCCACACUAGCAGCAGCAGCAGCUUCUGCUUCUCCUUUGCCCCCGUCCACGCGUGUCUUCCGCGGCGACGAUGCGAACGCACCCCGCUGGACGCCGCCGAUUGUAGCCACAAGUGUGCAGAGCGAGGUACUCACACACAGACACACACACACACGUUCGCCUCGGCCUCUUCGAUAAUCCGAAUCGCUGGCCGGGCGACUGUGGCGCUACGGACGGAUUUUCGACCCACUCAGCAGGCGGGUUUCCUUCAGCAAUCGCCCCCACCACCUUCCAACAACUUUCGGGGCAACACGCGGUGCCACCACCAACAGGGGAUCCAAGUUGAGUGGCUGCGGGGCCCGUGCGUGCUCGUCGCCAUGCUGAAGACCCGGCAAUGUUUACUCGGCAUCCGCACUUUUCUCGGCGUGACGUCCAGAAUGUGGGGCUUCAUCAUGUACAUCCUCAGGAAGCACCUACGAACGAUAAUCCAGUAUCAGACGGUGCGAUACGACACUUUGCCUCUGUCGCCCAUCUCCAGAAACAGACUCAAUGGAGUAAAGAGGAAGAUUCUGGUUCUGGACCUGGACGAGACGCUGAUCCACUCGCACCACGACGGGGUCCUCAGACCCACAGUGAGACCUGGCACGCCGCCAGACUUUAUCCUUAAAGUCGUCAUUGAUAAGCACCCGGUCAGAUUCUUUGUACAUAAAAGGCCACACGUUGACUUCUUUUUAGAAGUGGUGAGCCAGUGGUAUGAGCUGGUGGUUUUCACAGCCAGUAUGGAGAUCUAUGGCUCAGCGGUGGCGGACAAACUGGACAACAAUAGGAACAUCCUGAAACGCAGAUACUACAGACAGCAUUGUACAUUGGAUCUAGGUAGUUAUAUUAAAGACCUGUCUGUAGUACACGAUGACCUGUCCAGUAUUGUCAUCCUGGACAACUCGCCUGGUGCUUAUCGUAGCCAUCCAGACAAUGCAAUACCCAUCAAGUCCUGGUUCAGCGACCCUAGUGACACAGCACUUCUUAACUUGCUGCCUAUGCUGGAUGCACUAAGGUUCACUGCUGAUGUCCGCUCCGUCCUCAGUCGAAACCUCCACCAGCACCGGCUCUGGUGAUUGGCUGAAUCAAGAGGGGGGUGGGACUUGUUGACCAACCUCUUCCCUCUCUUCCGGCUUCCUUCCUGCCCUCCGUUCCCAGACAGACGACCCACCAGCCCUCUCUGAGGUGUCCUGAGGAGGCGAGGGUUGGGGUGACCGCCUAAUACGGGAUGGACAGUAUGGGAUCAUCAGAGCCCAGAAACUACAGGGGAGGGAGGGAGAGCCAGCUGUUUUUUUUUUUUGUUUUUUAGUUUUUCUCAAUUCUUUAUUUGUAUUUUUUUUUCUUUCCAAAACAAAAUGGAGCCUCUCUGCCUUAUCGCUCCUGAUACUGACUGUGGUGAGCGAGUGUACACGAGUUGGAGAACGCUUGCUGAAUUUGUUAGUCCUUUUUAAACUUUUUUGAAAGAUUGGAAAGGGGAGGAGAGGGAUCAGCAAAAGCAAACCAAGACAAUUCUACAUUAUUAAUUCUUCUUCCUCUCCAUCAUCACCAGACGUUGCACUAAAGCAAACAGCUCUUCAAUAUACUGUCUCAACCCUCUCGGAGUAAUUUGAGCUGAGGAAAAUAAAAAAGCGGCCGUUUUCUUUUUUAGAUCAGUGUCAUACCCCCCAACGGCGAUUCAUCGAUUCCUGAGGUACAUCUUUUUUUUACACCCAGCAAGAAUAGAUCUUCUUACAUGAAGUAACUGAUGGACUUUGCUUGGAACAUACACAUCCACAGGCAUUUUUUCUGGACAAAUAGCCGAGCAGUCUGCUGUAUAAUUUUUUCCGGCCAUAAACCAUCGCUCUUUCCACAAAGUUCCUAACAAGCCACGGUGAUAAAGACGUGACUAAAAAGUUAUGAUGGGGGGAAAAAAGUAUGGCUUGUAAACGAUAUGUGGACUGCCGUGCCGCCUUUCCAUAUCUGAUUGUUAUUCUGGUUCCAUGAUAUAUGACAAUGUGUUCUGCAUACCAUGACACAUUUCGCUCUUCCCCUUUACCAUUUGAUGCCAUCCUGAUUUCAUCUAAUAGGAAUUGCACUUAAUGACUACUCCCCACCCCUUCUGUUUUUGUUGCAGUUGGUUUUGUAUUGGAUUCAAAUUUGCAGACUUUUCCCCUUUCAGUUUUUACCCGCUCCCUUAAUGUAUGGGUUCAACUGUCAGACCCUCUGUCUCUAAAUGCCUUCUGAACAAUGUCAGUCUUGUUAAGGCUCACAGUGGCUUCUUAUUGGCUCUGUCUCCAGGUCUGUGUUACUAAUAAAACACUUGUCAGUAUCGGCCA
This is a messenger RNA of Scophthalmus maximus (turbot), 2346 nucleotides long. Its product is annotated as CTD nuclear envelope phosphatase 1A. NCBI's taxonomy places the organism in Eukaryota, Metazoa, Chordata, Actinopteri, Pleuronectiformes, Scophthalmidae. The record is from RefSeq and is a predicted model, not a curated record. The transcript is spliced from 8 exons. Gene Ontology annotation, molecular function: protein serine/threonine phosphatase activity. The coding region runs from base 370 to 1107 and encodes 245 amino acids.